CGCUGGGAAGGCAAAACUUCACAGGUCCGCCGCGAACUCACGCGCCCGACAGCAGCCCAAGAAAGGAGCGCGGCUGUCAAGGGGCAACUGCGCUCCAAGUCGCACAGGAGGCGGAGGGGGCAGACAGGCCAACUCCGCAAGGGGGGGUUCAGGGGAAGCGGGGACCGUGCCCAUCGCGGCCCGUCUCCUCGGUUCUCAAGCGCGAGGAGAAUGAGCGAGCGCGAGCUCGGCGCCCCGCAGCCCCCGCCCGGCUCCCGGAGAGGGGCUCGGCCGCGCGUCCCGCAGCCCGGGCAGGCCGCCUCCGGAGGAGCCCCCGCAGACGCCAUACUCAAAGUCAAAAUGGCUGCCCCGAGGAAGCCCGCACGGCGCAGCUGGUGAGGGCCGGGGAACGGCGUCCGCGGGGAGGGGGAGGGGGCUCGCGGAAGCCCGUCGCGGGGACCGUCUCCGCCCGAGCCGCACAGUUAAAGCCGUAACUAUAUUUGGAAAAGCACUGGCCAGGAAAAAAAAAUGAUAAAAUUCUUCCUUAUGGUGAAUAAACAAGGACAAACCCGACUUUCUAAGUACUAUGAACAUGUGGACAUUAAUAAGCGCACACUGCUGGAAACAGAGGUCAUAAAGACGUGUCUCUCUCGAUCCAGUGAGCAAUGCUCUUUCGUCGAGUAUAAGGAUUUUAAACUGAUCUACCGGCAGUAUGCAGCCCUCUUCAUUGUGGUUGGCGUUAAUGACGCUGAGAGCGAACUAGACAUAAUGUUUAAUCUAGAUAAAGUGCACAUCAUUUUGGACGAGAUGCUAUUAAAUGGCUGCAUUGUGGAAACUAACAGGGCAAGAAUUCUUGCUCCUCUACUAAUUCUUGAUAAAAUGUCAGAAAGCUGAGUGGAGGGCCCUACCGGAUGACAUGGAUUUACAGGAAAUAUGAUGAACACCAUGGAAUACUACUUGGCAUCUGCAGCCGCAGAGAAUCCAGAAGACCACACAGUGUAAAAUGGUGUAUCCUUCCAAACAUAGUAAAUGGCUGUUUUUCACAGUUCCUAAA
Messenger RNA from Chinchilla lanigera (long-tailed chinchilla), 1033 nucleotides. It is a transcript of the gene Ap4s1, whose product is annotated as adaptor-related protein complex 4, sigma 1 subunit. Gene Ontology annotation, biological process: protein transport; vesicle-mediated transport. The record is from RefSeq and is a predicted model, not a curated record. Lineage: Eukaryota; Metazoa; Chordata; Mammalia; Rodentia; Chinchillidae. Gene Ontology annotation, cellular component: intracellular membrane-bounded organelle.